AUCAUGAGAGAUGAAAUUGCAACAACUGUUUUCUUUGUCACAAGAUUGGUGAAAAAACAUGAUAAACUUAGUAAACAGCAAAUAGAAGACUUUGCAGAAAAGCUGAUGACAAUCUUGUUUGAAACGUACAGAAGCCACUGGCACUCUGACUGCCCUUCUAAAGGGCAAGCCUUCAGGUGUAUCAGGAUAAACAAUAAUCAGAAUAAAGAUCCCAUUCUAGAAAGGGCUUGUGCUGAAAGUAAUGUGGAUUUUUCUCACCUGGGACUUCCAAAGGAGAUGACCAUAUGGGUGGAUCCCUUUGAAGUGUGCUGUAGGUAUGGUGAGAAAAAUCAACCAUUUACAAUAGCUUCUUUUAAAGGCAGAUGUGAGGAAAGGGAACUCUCCCAGCAGAUCGGCUGUGCCGUCAGCAGAGCUGCCUCGGGCAGCUCCACCGGUGCUCCCUCGGAUGAGGAAAGCUGUGACAAAGAGCCUCGGAUGAUUCCCAAAGUCAGCAACCCAAAGAGUGUUUACCAGGUUGAAAACUUGCAACAGCCCUUUCAAUCUUGGUUCCAAAUUCCCCGCAAAAUGAAUAUGACAGCCGUUGGCCAUAUGAGCCUCCUAGGAAAUGCUUAUCAUGCAUUGCAUAAGAACCCUAAAGGUCACAGGACUGCUACCAUACGCAGGGGGGACAGGUACCACUGGGUGAGCACAAAGCGCUAGUGUGGGGAGGGGCACUCAGUGGGGCAGAGCUCAGAGGAGCAGCUCUAUUUUCUCUAACACGAAAAUAAGUCUAAGGUUCAGAGGCCCAUGAAACAGAAAAAAUAACCACAUAAGGGGCUAGGGUGCAUAAUGGUGAAUCCUCUCACACAGAUCAUGACUAUGUUCUUACCUGAACUUUUAAUUCUUAAUUUUAUGUGAAGUUUUAUGUAACACUAAUGAA
Messenger RNA from Manis javanica (Malayan pangolin), 919 nucleotides. RefSeq names its product BTG anti-proliferation factor 4 (gene BTG4). Lineage: Eukaryota; Metazoa; Chordata; Mammalia; Pholidota; Manidae. Gene Ontology annotation, cellular component: cytoplasm; nucleus. The record is from RefSeq and is a predicted model, not a curated record.